Lates calcarifer (barramundi perch) is the source of this 5959-nucleotide messenger RNA. Its product is annotated as dual specificity protein phosphatase 26. The record is from RefSeq and is a predicted model, not a curated record. The transcript has 4 exons. Gene Ontology annotation, biological process: negative regulation of MAPK cascade; protein dephosphorylation. NCBI's taxonomy places the organism in Eukaryota, Metazoa, Chordata, Actinopteri, Centropomidae. Gene Ontology annotation, cellular component: cytoplasm. Gene Ontology annotation, molecular function: MAP kinase phosphatase activity; protein tyrosine/serine/threonine phosphatase activity. Bases 348 to 950 code for a protein of 200 amino acids.
CACCAUCAGUAACUAAUAAAUAUAAAAAUAACCAGCCUCAUCUGAGCAGAGCCAGACUGAAACAGGAGCUACAGAGGCUCUUUCUGCUGCAGGAGUGAACAUCAGAAUAAGUGUCGCUUUAAAACGGGAGCCAUGUUAGUGUGGUCGUGAAUGCGUCUUCCUGAGGACUUGUUGAGAAGAUGGUGAGGCGGUGGAUGGAGGUGAAGGUGUCUGGUGGAUGCUCAGCAGCAGCAGCUGUCUCAUCAUCCCAACCAUCCUCCCACAGCAAAUAAAUGAGUCAACAUGGCCGCGGAGCAGCUCGUCCUGUAGCAGCACAGAACCACGGAAUAAAACAAUACACAGAUUAAAUGGCGUUCAUGUCCCGGUUCUCCCGGUCCCGGAGCAGCUCCAGGUCUCCGAGCCGGAAGGACUCAGAGCGGGCGUCCCCGAACCUGACCGUGUCCGAGCUGGAGAGGCUCCUGUGCACGGGGAAAACCGCCUGUAACCACGCAGACGAAGUGUGGCCGCGACUUUAUAUCGGAGAUCAAGAUAUCGCAUCAGAUCGGCGUGAGCUGGCCAAACUUGGCAUCACGCACAUCCUCAACUGUGCACAGAGUAAGUGGCGCGGUGGGGCCGAGUAUUACGCCGGCAUGAACAUCACCUAUCACGGCAUCGAGGCUCACGACUCGCCGACCUUCGACAUGAGCGUCAACUUCUACCCUGCUGCUGAGUUCAUCCACAAAGCGCUGACAAGCGGAGGUAAGGUGCUGGUCCACUGCACUGUGGGAGUGAGCCGCUCAGCCACUCUGGUUCUGGCCUACCUGAUGAUCAGACAGAACCUGACCCUGGUGGAGGCCAUCAAGACGGUCAAAGACCACCGAGGCGUCAUCCCCAACCGAGGCUUCCUCCGCCAGCUCAACGGCCUGGACGGCAUCCUGAGGGAGAGCCGUAAGACGUCGCUACAGAGCUGAAAACACCCUCGACACACACACACAAACACACACAACCUAAGGUAGCAGCUAGUCUGGUUACAGUGAGGGAGGUAAUGGGACCAAGUUAGGAGCAACCUGUGGGUUUCUGACACUGUGGCAGCAGGUGAUUGGAGGGUUUGAGUCAGUAUCUUCAGAUUCAUUCAUUUUUAUCACAUCUGUUUAGUCCUGUAGCCUCUCCCAGUGAAGCUCACACAGAGGGUGGCCAGAGAACACCCUUAGCCCAAUGAGUGGUUCAUUAAAACCAGUGUUACUAAUCACAAAUUUGCCUUAAAGGACUUUACAAUCUUUAGCAGUGAGCUCUGUCCUCAAGGUGCGGUCACACCAGCUUUUAAAACAGCAGCAUUUCACAGCAAAAUUAAUUCAUGUCAGUGGUUAAGACAGCCAUGUUGACAGAGCUGAUCUUUGAGGGAACAGAGAAUCAGUGAGUCCAAAAUGGAGGAAGCGAUCGUAGCUUAUUAGCAAGGUCACACAACACUGAUUGAGCUUCUCAGCUCCAAAUGAGUCUCUGUAUUUUGUAGUAUACCUGAGUUUUAAAUCUGGUGUCUGUGACGACGUUCCUGCACUGGUGCAUUGGUAGCGAUGCAUUUACAUCAAACAGCAGCGAUUGGUUUGUCAGAGCAGAAAAGGAAUAAUCGUAGCAACGCAGACAGAGAAGACUGCAGCAACUAGGAAUAAAGAAACUCUGAGUUCAGAGGAAGGAUUAUAGUCUCAAGUCAGUGUUUGUGUAAUUACUCUCAUUGCCAGAAGGGGGAGACAAAGGUCCCACACUGCAGAUUUAAGUUACGAACAAUCCUACGAACACAAUACCAAACAGAAAAUUAAAGAGAACCUGAAAGAAGCUCAGGCAACUAUUGUGAUUGACGAGCAUGUUCCCGACUGGCUAGCAUGUUAGCCAUUACCAGCGACUAGCUCUGCAAAUUCCUGCUACGUCACCAAGCCUCUAUGAGUUUUUGCAAAGACGUGAUGAUGAAUUCAGCUGUACUGCUUUCUGGUGUGACCAGGCCUCCAAUCACAUGAGGAAAACUCCCCCAAAAAAUGUUGUAAAUGGGAAAAUCUGAGAGGAGAAAAACAGAGGAGGGCUCACUCUUCCAGGACAGACAUGUAAGAUUUAAAUGUCACAUUUAGGGGUCAUCAGUUUAGAAAAGUGGUUCCCAGCCUAGAGGUCGAGCCAGGUCUAAAUUCCCACAAAAAUAAAGCAACCAGGUCUUUGCUCACAGUUCAAAGACUCUUUGCAAGAAAUUAGCUGUAAACGAAGAAGGUUGGGAACCAUUUGUUUACAAGAUAAUUAUUUAUUCCCUCCACUUUUUAAUCAAACUUCAGACCAUUCCACUGAAAAGUAUGUGGACGCAAAGCCUGAAUGUCCAGAAAAGUUGAAAAAUUAAAGCUUCCUGGACAACUUUUAACGUAAUCAGAGAUCACUGAUACACUAUAAAAAACAUUAACAAGUCUUUUAGUCUCAUCUCUGGUGCAGUUUUUCUAGAAAUCCUCAGUACGUCUCAGAUCCCUGCACUAGGAUCAAAGUGAUUCCAGUCUUGAAAGUAUUACCACUGCUCCCUGGUGCCACCAGUAAAAUCCAGUUAGUAUUACUGAAGCUGAAACUAUUGAUGACUAUCCCUUUGAUUAAUCGAUUAAUUAUUUAAUCAACAAAUUAGAUUACAUUAGAUCACAUUAGAAGUUGGAACCACCAAUUUCUAUCAGUCGACUAAUCAAUUAAUCAACUGUUUCAGCCCUAGCAUUAUUGCAGUGUUCUUAGCAGCCAGUCUGGAUCAGUCAGUCAAGGACUGAUGUGGCUCAGGGUUUGGGAUUUGAAGGGGCCCUGUGCUUGUUUUUAUAUGGGGCCCUGAGGUGACCACACCUGGCCCUGACUGAACAUGGGCUCUGCUGUCUUUUGUAAUCAACAUGGAGGUUAAACCCAUGAUAUCGGCCCUCAGAAAGAAGACUCUCGCUCAGUGAUUCUUCCCCGUAGUUUCAGUCUUUGCAGGUCUUCCCUCGACUUGCUUCUUUACAUUCAGCAAGUGUCAUUAAGUGCCCUGAACAACUCACAAUCUAGUUGUAGCCCAGGUCUAAAACCAGCACAGUUAUGUAGCCUGUUGAUUAUAGUAUUACAGUAUUGUCACAAGCUGUACACAUAUAUUAUCUGUGGUGAGUUACAGUAUACAGUAUAAUGUGGUUUUUGUUUUCAAUUGGGUGUUGAAUAAGUUCAAUGUACUGCUUCAAUCCAGUGUAUUUCAAAUAACUGCAGUCCUUCUUGACUUUUUUAUUGGAUAUCUUGUGUGUGAUGAUCUGAAAUUCAUCCAGUAGACUAUAGAGUUGAGUCCAUUCGGACAGGAUUGAAGGGGGAGGACUUGUUCUACAUAACAUCAUAACUUACUCAAAUCUGAACACACUCACAUCAAACACAUAUCAAAUCAUCCAGCGAGACAUAUACUUCAUGAGGAUGAAAUCAUCUCUGGUGUCCAUCAAGAGUAAACGUCCAUAAAUCUGCUUAAAAAUCAUAGAAAAAAGACGCUUCAGAACUUGCCCGAGAAUUGUCACAUUUUUAAGUGACAAAAAAAUCCAGUGAUAGUUGUCUGUUCAUCCAUGGGUACAUUGGAAACACGAGCUGCUAAUAGCUAAUUCAGCGUACUUUUAAUGGGGACAACUUUCCAAAUUGUAGACAAUUGUAGGCUAGGCGAAAGCGAAUUGUAGGCUGUAAGCGAAUGCCAGUGCCUACCUGUAGCUGAGAUAACAGAACAUUUGAUCUUUUGAGCUUUUUGUUAGUUUGUUCUGUUUUGUCUCCAUCUGUCAGGUUAGCAAAAAGAUUAGAGUACAUUUUCACACCAAAGUCUUUUCCCACUCUCUGGAUGGGAUUAAAAUCACCCCACCUCCCCUGAAUAAAUCCAGUCCGAAUGGAGCUUUAGACUCAACAUCGUACUCUUAACGAAGCUAUUAAACUUCCAGUCUGGUGUAUCACUUCAACCUUACAGUGACUGUUAGCUGUCCAGAGUAGUACUCUAAGUGAUAGUCUAAUAUGCCAGCACAUGAAGUAUUUAGAGUAGACGUGCAGUGGGAGACAACACCACAAAUGUGCCAUUCGCAAAAAGCUACCAACUGCCCGGAUGACAGGAGAGUGCACAGUGUUCAGUGCUGUAUUGCAAAGUCUGCUCUUUGUCUUGGUGUUAAGUGAGGCUUGUGUUCUCAUGCUAGUGAAAAACAAUAGAAGAUCCGAUGCUGAAUUUUAAACCAGCUUUUCAGAAAAUCCUUGUGUGUGUUAUUAAUGAUUACCUCAAGUAUCAUGUUAGAAACAUAUCUGUUGUGACUCGUGGUCUUUGUCUGUGCUGCUUCAACUCCACCAUGAUGAGGUGCAGGUGAGCGACUUCGCUCAAAUGCAGAAAAAAUGUACAUAAAAAAGCUGAAUUUGUGAAUUUGUACAGUCUGUGGAGAUUUAAAGGUAUAGUUUGAAAUCUUUGGAUAUAGUUACACGCUUUCCUGCCAAGAGUUAGAUGACAAGAUCAAUACCCCUCUCAUGUCUGCGCUGUAAGUAUGGAGCUGGGAGGCAGUUAGCUUAGCUUAGCAUAAUAACUGGAAGCAGGGUUAAACAGCUAGCCUCACCCUGUCCUGCAUCUUGUUUGUUUGAUCUGUACACAAACAGAAAUGUAAAGACAUCAAGUUGUGGAUUCAUGGGGAAUUACAUGCACACGUUUUAAGUAAUUUUUUGCAACAUAAAAGCAGCUUCUCACUCUCAGCAAUUGUCAGUUUUGUUGGCUGAAACUAAUCUAGCAGAUUUUAUCAACUGUAGCUAAUUAGCUAAUUCAUGCUAACUCUGUGAGUUUUCAGUGUUUCAGCUGAAAUGUUUUAAAAACAAUGAAGAAGCCUUUAAAAAUGUUGAAAAUGCAUCUUAUAGCUACAUACAUCAAAUGUCAGAGACUACAUUUGUAUGUUCCAAGCAAAAAGUCAACAUUUGAAGACAAAGGAACAGUAUUUUCACUUACACUGCAGAAUAGUCAGCUAUAGUAAAGCAUUAUUGUGUAAACCAUCACUCCCUGCUUCCAGUCUUGAUGCUAAGCUAAGCGAAGCUAAGCUAAUUACCUCCUGGCUCAAUCCACAGGCAUGAAAGUCAUAUAUCAGCCAUUUCGACUAUCUUGGCUGGAAGGCAAACAUUUCCCAAAUUGUCAAACUGUUUCUUUUAAGUGUGUUUUGCCUUAGAAAGCAAAGCAGAGCAACAAACAAUCCAGAAACGGUUAUUGUGAGUUUAGGGGACAAUUUGUUAGCAUUGUGUGUUAAAUUAAUACCCAUUUGUAUCAUAGCUGGCUACUUGGGGACCAAAAGAUGACCCAAAGGGCCAAACCAGAACCCAACAUCCACUAUUUUCUUGAAAUCCUGGAUAUUUCAAAUUGGAACAUUUUGUAUAAUAUUUGAGUGAAUUGUGAGGGUGUCAAGUCCAGAAUCAGCCUGUCAAAAAUCAUCUUGUUACAUUUUGUGUUAGGAAAACAGAGACUUCCUUUACUACAACUCUGUUAGACGAUACCAAGAUGUCCUGUUGACAGCAGAUUCUGCCUUUCUUAUAGCCUCCCUCAGUUCACUCAGUUAAAACACUGAAGAAACACUGAAAAACAAAGAAGUAUCCGUGGAAUAUUUCUGGUCGGGGCCUCUCUACCCAUUUUGAUCUUUACCUUUGCUGUAUUGGAUCUGUAUGUUUUGUAUUUGUGGUUCUACUGUGCUGUGAUUGGUCGUACGUUGGUCUCAAUUCCUGUUUAUAUUCUCGUAAUAUCUUCGUUUUCUUAAAGAGACCUUUCUAUAGGAAAACUUGAAUUCUUUUGAAUUUAUUUACUAUCACUCUCUUUGAAGGAGAAACUGGCAAAGGAGAUGUUGAUGCCUUAAUCUGUGUACUUCAAGUUGGUUUUUAGACUUUUGUUUCUAUGUUUUUAUUGUGAAUAACACUGAGCAUUGAUACAUUUGUUUUGAUAAAUUCUGUACGGAGUCAGAAAUAAAGAAAAAAACUCCUCUCA